AAGCAAAGAAUGGAUGACAAGAGGGAGGUGUUGGACAUUCAGCAGAAUGUUAAGUGAAAGGAGACGUGUUUCAGAACUACUGUAUGAGAAAGAAAAGAUAGGACAACGUUUUAAUACAAAAGGCUGGGUAAACAGUGUUCGAUUACACAAGGAUGUUGUCUUUAUCAACAUCACAGAUGGCUCCUGCCUGAAGCAUCUGCAGAUAGUGGCCUCACCAGAUCAAGCUGAAGGGGUGACGUUGGGCAGCAGUGUGUCAGUUGAGGGGGAACUGAUGAAGAGUCCAGCAUCUGGACAGACAGUGGAAUUGAAGGCAGAUAAAGUGACAUUGGUCGGAAAUUGUGAUCCCAAGGACUACCCUUUCAAGAUGAAGGAGCGACACUCUGUGGACUACACCAGGGGAUUCCCCCAUUUGCGACACAGAACAAACUUCUUCAGUUCCCUGCUCAGGACUAGAAACUCUGCUACAAUGGCAAUUCAUCAGUACUUUCAGAAUAAUGGCUACUGUUUGGUGAAUACACCUGUCAUCACAUCACAUGAUGCAGAGGGAGCUGGAGAGGUGUUUAGUCUUCAGCCAGGUAGCUCAGGUGCUGUAGACUUAACGACAGGUAAUGACAAGUCACCCAAGGACAAGCCUCCCCUGUUUUUCGGCCACUUGGCUUAUUUGACUGUCUCUGGGCAACUACAAUUGGAGGCUGUCAAUGGUGGCUUCAGCAAGGUCUACACCUUUGGUCCAACUUUCAGAGCAGAAAAUUCCCGUGGUCGCCAUCACCUGUGUGAAUUUUACAUGAUAGAAGCAGAGUUAGCCUUUACAGAGUCACUGGAGGAUAUUUUAAAGGAGAUGGAGAGUCUUGUCAAAGUUUCUGGUCAUCAGAUUAUGGAGAAAUCUGCUGAAGAUGUGGAAGUAUUCCAUAAGCAUGUUGCACCUGGCCAUAAGGCUAUAGUUGAAAAGAUCCUGUCCAGUGAGUGGCACAGGAUACCGUACAGUGAUGCUGUUCAAGUUUUGUCCAAGAAGAAUAACGAGUUUGAGUUUAAAGUUACAUGGGGAAAAGAGUUCCAGAAGGAACAUGAGCAUUAUCUGGUGUCUUACUUCAACAAUAUUCCUGUUUUUGUCACUGAUUUCCCCAAAGAACUGAAGCCAUUUUAUGCCAGAGCCAACAAUGAUGGAAAGACAGUAUCAUCAGUGGACUUGCUGUUCCCUGGGGUGGGGGAAGUGUUUGGCGGAUCCCUCAGGGAAGAAAGGUUGGACAUUCUAAAAGCUAGGAUGGAGGAGCUGUGCAUGACAGAGGAUUAUGCAUGGUAUCUGGACAUCCGCAGAUUUGGAUCUGCCCCUCAUGGAGGAUUUGGGAUGGGUUUUGAACGUUUCCUCCAAUCAUUGCUGGGUAUCCAUAACAUCAAAGACACUAUACCUUUCCCACGGUCAUCCAAGAACUGCAAAAUGUGAUUCUACAAGACGUAGUGUACUUAUAUACAACGUGGAACCCCAAACAUGUCAAAUAGCUACAACUUUCUUGAUAGUUUCUCCUGCUGGCCAACUGAGAUUCUCAAUAUAUAAGAUACCCAGCAAGCAUUAAAAACCAUUAAGAUGACUCAUCCAGUGAUGUGACUAUAAACCAGUGGAGCCCCUAACCACAGAGUUGCCCAUCCAGACAACUAGGUCCACCAAUAUUGUAGCCAUCUUGUCAGUGAAAUUACAACCAGUCAGGGUUGCAACAUGCCAGCUGUAGGAAGGCUAAACUUUACAAUUCUCCACAACCAAGGAAGUGUCCGACUAAUGCUGCCAGUUUGUUUCCUUCAGUGUUUAUUGUCUGGUCGAUGUCUUUGUUGGCAGUAGAAGUUAGAAAUGUGAUCAAAUACUUCAGUUCCCGAAGUUAUCAAGUUUCUGUCUACAGGUGAAGGUUGCUGAAAAUUUUCAGUUUACUACAGUACGAUGUGCCAGCUAAAUAAUAACAUUUGAAGGAACUUUAUAUCGUUAAUUUGUCUUGCAUUGUUGGUGAAGUUCUGCCAAGCAGAUACUGAAUGUGUCAAAAUUUGCUACGUAAUUGAAAAUCAUAAUGUAUGGGCGCCUGUAAGCCAAAUCAUAUAGUGUUAUGAUGAAACAGUGCUUAUCUUGAUACAUUAUAUCUGAACAUUUAUUUUUUCUGAUAAAUUUCUCACAGUUUUGGUUCAAAGAUACUUGAAAGGAGACUUAAUCGUAUGAACAAUAAAUCUCCUUCCUUUCAAAUGUGUAUGUCGCACGUGGGAAAGCUCGUGACUGACUUGCCAAUGGUCACGGUUUAAGACCGGGAUUCCUGUUUCCUCCAGCUAUAAAUCUGGCCGCUAUCGGAUGUGGAAACUUCUUGAGUAUGGCGUUAGACAACAAUCGAUCAAUCAAUCAAUCAACUGAUCAAUCAAUCAGUUACCUCAAAAAGAUGAAAUGAAA
Liolophura sinensis is the source of this 2419-nucleotide messenger RNA. Its product is annotated as asparaginyl-tRNA synthetase-like. The coding region runs from base 14 to 1441 and encodes 475 amino acids. The transcript has 13 exons. Gene Ontology annotation, molecular function: ATP binding; asparagine-tRNA ligase activity; nucleic acid binding. Gene Ontology annotation, biological process: asparaginyl-tRNA aminoacylation. The record is from RefSeq and is a predicted model, not a curated record. Gene Ontology annotation, cellular component: mitochondrion. Lineage: Eukaryota; Metazoa; Mollusca; Polyplacophora; Chitonida; Chitonidae.